Musa acuminata subsp. malaccensis (wild Malaysian banana) is the source of this 1475-nucleotide messenger RNA. RefSeq names its product transcription factor MYB61. Lineage: Eukaryota; Viridiplantae; Streptophyta; Magnoliopsida; Zingiberales; Musaceae. The record is from RefSeq and is a predicted model, not a curated record.
UGUUUUCUGUGUCAGGAUAUGAUGAUGGAAGACAGGAGGCAAAGCUCUGACGAGACUGCUUUGAUCCACUCCGACUACAUCUUCUUCUUCGGCCAAUGCCUGCUUUCACUUUUACUGGCCCAGCUCUGAAGUCAUGCAGAUCUCAUCUGCCCAUGGAAGCAGCUGUUUGACUGUGACCUCCCCUUCCUUUAAGAACACCCCUCGCUGCCUCAUUCCUCUUCCCACUCGCUUCCGCAUUGAGGCUUCAGGCUGACAUGGGGAGGCACUCUUCCUGCUACAAGCCGAAGCUGCGCAAGGGCUUGUGGUCUCCGGAGGAGGAUGAGAAGCUGCUGAAUCAUAUCACCAGAUUCGGCCAUGGAUGCUGGAGCUCCGUGCCUAAGUUAGCAGGUCUGCAAAGGUGCGGCAAGAGCUGCAGGUUGAGGUGGAUAAACUACCUGCGGCCCGAUCUCAAGAGGGGCACCUUCUCGCAGCAGGAGGAGGACCUCAUCGUCGACCUCCAUGCUGUCUUGGGCAACAGGUGGUCGCAGAUCGCGUCGCAGUUGCCGGGGAGGACGGACAACGAGAUCAAGAACUUCUGGAACUCCUCCCUGAAGAAAAAGCUGCAGCAGAGCGGCGUCGAUCCCAGCACCCACAAGCCGCUCGACCAGGCCGACAAGGCCUCGGGAUCGAGCGAGUCGAAGCUCUUCAUCUCCGACGGCAGCCACACUGGCUCCUUCCGGCAUUCCCCUUACAGCUCCAACUGUGGUGGCGAGGAGAAAGCGUCGGAUGGGCCUCUCUGGUUCGAGCAGAACUGUAGGCUGCUCAAUGUGAUCCCCGAACUGAGCUCAUUGCAGCUUAAGCCCAUGCUCCAUCUACCACACGACACUUUGCUGACACCUUCGCAGUUCUUGGAGGCUGGCAACCCGAGCAACAGCAGUGCGAGCAGCGUCAACGGCAGCAUCGGGGUCGAGUUGCAGAGCAGCAUCUUGCCAUGGCCAGAGCUGUUGCCGCACAAUCUUGAAGAAGAGCCAGGGGAUCUGAAAUGGUCCGAGUACCUCAACGGCGCCGCCAUUACAUCGGCGGAGAUCCGGUGCUCGUAUGGAGUCGGCAAAGGAGGAGAGGAGUUGGAUCCCUGGCACCAGGAUCAGCAGCUGCUGCAUCCUUCUCUGAUGCAUGGCAAGAACUUUCAGAUCCAGUAAACGAUGACUACAGCCUUUGAACACUUGUCAAGAUCGAAAACUCGACGGGAAAAGCUUCCUCAUGGAGCCUGUGAUGCAGUGAAUUCAAAGCCAAAAGAGAAGAAAACUGAGUUCUGGAUUCGGAGGAAGAAGUGUUCUUCCAAUACUUCGCUUCUUCUCAUGUAUACAGGAACUCAUGAUACAGUCGCUAGCUGUGUUGUCUGUGAACAAUUCGCCAGAGUUAAUCUGUUUUCUCGCAUCAAUUCAAUUGUCAUUCUAUCAUGUAAAGAAUAAAGAAUUCUGUAGCGAUCUGAAGUC